AUGAUCACCUCGAAGCUGAUGUAUCCAGCAGCGGACCCGGAAGACGAGUGGGAGUUGCCUGAAAUAGAUGGCGACUGCGACCAGCUCUCAUCUCUAUUUCAGGGUGAGGUAAACGCUGCGAAAGAUAUCAUCGCCAAGGCGCAGUUCCCCUCGUCAGAAAUGUGGAUUCAUGCUCUGGAACACGGUGACCCAUAUGCAUUUGUGGCUGUACUUCUUUCUCAACUUCAUAAUAUACGGUCGCUGCAACUCGAUCACACUUUUGUGUGGCAAGCUGGGUUUCCGGGAUUGAUGAUGAGACAUGCUCUUCUCUCUGCGUCUGAGAAUACAUUAUCUCGAUUUUCACAACUCUCCGUUGUCGAGUACGGUCUAAAUGUUCCAGGUUCUAGAAGGUUUAACGAAACGAUAUGGAAUUUCAUCGAUGCAUUCCCCGUUUGUGACCCGGAUCAAUUUCUUGAAAGACUCGUGUUAACGGAAUCUUCUGUUGAUGAGGAUGAUGUUAGAAAACUACUGUCGCAUCUCUCUUCGCUGAAGAGUCUUCACCUAGGCCUUGUCUACCCAUCACAGGAUAAGGAACUCGGUUAUAACUGUUGCUCUCCUCAACCUCCUCUCAAAAAGCAAGGUGUGCUUCUUGAAGGGCUGAUGAGUGUAAAGGACACAGUUGAAGAUCUUUCUAUUAGCAUGGAGCUUUGUCCAUUUUGGUGGCCUACUGUUUGGGGCGCAAUAGAACGUAACCAUGGAACCCCGCAAGAAAGCUUCAAACCAUUCAAAGGAAUCUUGAUGCGGUUCCCGCUUCUUCGAACCGCAGAGCUACCUGCAGUCAUGCUUUUUGGGUGGACCUGUGCCGACGCACCAGCCUUGUCUGAGCUUCUACCGCCAACACUUCGGAAGCUCGCCAUUCGGGAUAACCUGUGGCGUACGGAGGACUUCGAGUGGGAGACCGAUCAAGUUGGAGAAGCAAUUCAGAACUUCCUCCCCUUUGCGCGGUCUGUGACUCCCAUGUUGAACACAAUUACAAUUAGAUCCUUUGGUAUCGGAGAAGAGGGUGAUAUUGAUCCAGACGAUUCCAUGGGGGCUAGAUCAUCGUGCGAGAAGCUUGGGCUGGAUAUAGACAUCAGUAUGAUUCAGUAUAAUCUCUCAGCGGGACUUUGGACGACGCACACGGGACUUCAAGAAGGAUCUUGGAGGGACUUAUCAAAUCUUUAG
Messenger RNA from Penicillium mononematosum, 1203 nucleotides. RefSeq lists its product as uncharacterized. The transcript is spliced from 2 exons. The record is from RefSeq and is a predicted model, not a curated record. The coding region runs from base 1 to 1203 and encodes 400 amino acids. NCBI's taxonomy places the organism in Eukaryota, Fungi, Ascomycota, Eurotiomycetes, Eurotiales, Aspergillaceae.